Molecule: messenger RNA, 3259 nt
Organism: Artibeus jamaicensis (Jamaican fruit-eating bat)
Lineage: Eukaryota; Metazoa; Chordata; Mammalia; Chiroptera; Phyllostomidae
Gene: SLC6A4
Product: solute carrier family 6 member 4
Exons: 14
Coding region: 229-2121 (630 amino acids)
Biological process (GO): serotonin uptake; sodium ion transmembrane transport
Cellular component (GO): neuron projection; plasma membrane
Molecular function (GO): serotonin binding; serotonin:sodium:chloride symporter activity
Source: RefSeq, a predicted model, not a curated record
ACUCUUCUUACGUUCUCCUGAGUUACUGGUAAACUCCAGCAGGAGAUUCCAGUCCUAAAGUGAAGCAAAUACCUUGUUCGUAAAUGAAGCCUCUGCAGGACCUUGGUGGUUUGCCGUCAGAGCCCUCCACCCCAUCAAUGUAAAGCUGAGGACCCCACAGGUUGUGCACCAGAAAAUCGGUUCUGGUCCUCGGCAGAUGUGCGUCAGUACCAGCUACUAGAGAGCAGGAUGGAGACCACACCUAUAAAUUCCCAGAAGGAGCUGUCAGUGUGUGAGGAUGGAGAAGACUGUCAGGAAAAUGGAGUUCUACAGAAGGGUGUCCCCGCCCCUGGGGAUAAGGCGGAGUCCGGCCAGAUCUCCAAUGGGUACUCGGCAGUUCCGAGCCCCAGUGCAGGAGAUGACACUCAGCACUCCAUCCCGGCUGCCACCACCGCCCUAGUGGCUGAGGUUCACCAAGUGGAACGGGAGACCUGGGGCAAGAAGAUGGAUUUCCUCUUGUCAGUCAUUGGCUAUGCUGUGGACCUGGGCAAUGUCUGGCGCUUUCCCUACAUAUGUUACCAGAAUGGAGGGGGGGCGUUCCUCCUCCCCUACACCAUCAUGACCAUUUUCGGGGGGAUCCCGCUCUUCUAUAUGGAGCUCGCGCUGGGCCAGUACCACCGAAACGGAUGCAUUUCCAUAUGGAGGAAAAUCUGCCCGAUUUUCAAAGGGAUCGGGUACGCCAUCUGCAUCAUCGCCUUUUACAUCGCCUCCUACUACAACACCAUCAUGGCCUGGGCGCUCUACUACCUCCUCUCCUCCUUCACCGACCGGCUGCCCUGGACCAGCUGCGAGAACUCCUGGAACACUGGCAACUGCACCAACUACUUCUCUGAAGGCAACAUCACCUGGACACUCCACUCCACCUCCCCUGCGGAGGAAUUUUACACGCGCCACGUGCUGCAGAUCCACCGGUCUAAGGGACUCCAGGACCUGGGGGGCAUCAGCUGGCAGCUUGCCCUCUGCAUCAUGCUGAUCUUCACUGUGAUCUACUUUAGCAUCUGGAAAGGUGUCAAAACAUCUGGCAAGGUGGUGUGGGUGACUGCCACCUUCCCUUACAUCAUCCUUCUGGUCCUGCUGGUAAGGGGCGCCACCCUCCCCGGAGCCUGGAGGGGUAUUCUCUACUACUUGAAACCCAACUGGCAGAAACUGCUGGAGACGGGGGUGUGGGUGGAUGCUGCCGCUCAGAUCUUCUUCUCUCUUGGUCCUGGCUUUGGGGUCCUGCUGGCUUUUGCUAGCUACAACAAAUUCAACAACAACUGUUAUCAAGACGCCCUGGUGACCAGCACGGUGAACUGCCUGACGAGCUUCGUUUCAGGAUUUGUCAUUUUCACGGUGCUUGGUUAUAUGGCCGAGAUGAGGAAGGAGGAUGUGUCCGAGGUGGCCAAAGAUGCAGGCCCCAGCCUCCUCUUCAUCACAUAUGCAGAAGCCAUAGCCAACAUGCCGGCGUCCACCUUCUUCUCCAUCAUCUUCUUCUUGAUGCUGAUCACGCUGGGCUUGGAUAGCACGUUUGCAGGCUUGGAGGGGGUGAUCACAGCUGUGCUGGAUGAGUUUCCGCACACCUGGUCCAAGCGCCGGGAGUUGUUCGUGCUCUGUGUGGUCGUUGCCUGCUUCUUCGGGUCCCUGGUCACCCUGACUUUCGGAGGGGCCUAUGUGGUGAAGCUGCUGGAGGAAUACGCCACGGGGCCGGCUGUGCUCACCGUGGUGCUGAUAGAAGCAGUCGCCGUGUGCUGGUUCUAUGGCGUCACUCAGUUCUGCAGCGACGUGAAGGAAAUGCUGGGCUUCAGCCCUGGGUGGUUUUGGAGGAUCUGCUGGGUGGCCGUCAGCCCCCUGUUUCUCCUGUUCAUCAUUUGCAGCUUUUUGAUGAGCCCGCCACAGCUGCGACUUUUCCAGUACACGUAUCCUCACUGGAGUGUCAUCCUGGGUUACUGCAUAGGGACCUCGUCUUUCAUCUGCAUCCCCACCUACAUCACGUACCGGCUGCUCAUCACUCCGGGGACACUGAAGGAACGUAUUAUUAAAAGUAUCACUCCAGAAACACAAACAGAAAUUCCCUGUGGGGACAUCCGCUUGAAGGCCAUUUAAAACCUUCAACCAGAGGAAAACAGCUCCCCAAACCUCCUCCUCCAGUUCUGACAAGUCACGCCUCGCCUUCUCCCUCUGUCAACAAGUUUGCAGCUAAGCCUGACCAUGGAAAGGCCGUCUUCACAGGGACAGAGUCCCAAAAGACUAUGGUGCCCAGACUCCUAAGGCUCCCAGCCACGUCUUUCUGUGAAAUCUCCUGGACAUUUACCAUGUUAGACUCUGAUGCAGCUGAACUGGACUAGUUUGGAUGUGUGAGCAUGUGUAUGGAGGUGAUUAAAAGCACCAUAUAAUCAGUUAGGAUUUAGUUUAGAAUCAAGUCUGUGAACAGCUCCUAUAUCAUUUCUCAUGAUGAUCAUUGGUAUCUGAUAUGUUUCCUUCUAAAUUUUUCAUUGUUCAUGGAUGCAUAAACUGUGUAGGAAUAAACAGGGGUGCUGUCUUGCUAGCCACAUAUUUUCUGAGUAGCAUAGAAUUCUGUAGCUGGAUCUACUACAACUCUAUAACCCAUGUGCUACUGUGGAGUCAGGAGAGGAAGGUAUAAGAAACGUGUACAUGUGAGUAUAUGUGUGUACUGUUUCAGUGUAUGCUUAUCUUUAUUCCAAUACUUUGAGUCUAUUAUAAACUAUAUGGAUUUCUCCUAAUUUUUCUUACGUUAAUCAAUUCGACCUACUCAAAUGUGUAUGUAUGUUAUUAUUUGAAAAGUAUAAUUACUACCACAUGCUCUGCCACCUUCUCCUUUUCCAGGGACACUACUUGGGCCCACACACCUUGCCUUGUGGGCCAGCCUUCUGAACUUUAUUCUCAUCUUCUAGUCUCUCUCUGCUAAACAUUUAGUAUAGUGUUCCACAGGCAAAUCUGGUUUAUUUCAUUAGUCACUGUGGCUUGACCAUGAACUACUUUGAAGGUGGAUAUUGACAAAUGCAUCUUCAGUGUUCAGUUGGCCAAUUUAAGCUCUGUAGACUUCAAAUGGCUUGAGUCUAACAGUAGAGGUCACUUUGCUUUGUGAAGAAAGGAUGAAUCCAAUUCUCAUAUACAAGGUACAUAGAUUUGGAACCCUGACCUAAGCCAAGGUCAUCCUCAAUCAGAAAGUGAUUAGACAGUCUAGUACCCUAGUGCCUUAAGUGAACACUCAUCCUCCCCC